AUGACGACGUCCAAUCUAUUUAAAGCGACGGUUAACGAAUAUUUGGAAGACCUACCAAAGACGGUCCAAUCGAAGCUUUUUGAAGCUCCAGCAACUUGUCUUUCAAUAUACCGACUUUUAUCGCCUAUGGCGAAAUUCUACAUUAUGUCAAUGAUAUUCAAUGAGAAACCCAUACCUGUAAGGGACUUGAACAAAUGGUGUAAACCUCUGGCGAGAAAGCUUGAAUUUGAGGCACUAAAGCGGCUAGAAUCGCUACAUCUAAUAGAGUAUGAUAGCAAGGGCACACAUAUUCGUUUAAACUCGAUUUUCCGUUCAAAUUUUAGAGAUUGCCUUACUGGGUCACAAGAUCCUAACGCAUUUGGCAGUGUAGACACCACUGUUGAUAAACACAAGGUGGACGUGGCAUUUCUUGAUUCGUUUGCUACACAGAAAUGGGAGAGUAUAUUGCAUUUUAUGGUGGGUACAGAGGGUACAAAGGCUCCAUCGAAAUCAGUAUUGAGCUUGCUCCGACUAGGAGGGUUAAUGGAAGGGCAAAACAAUAACUUGAAUAUCACAAACACCGGUUUUCAGUUUUUGUUACAGGACAUUAAUGCACAAAUUUGGACACUUUUGCUCCAAUACUUGAAUCUCACACAAGAACUAAAUAUGAACCCGGUUGAUGUGUUAAACUUUAUUUUCAUUUUGGGGUCUCUAGAGUUGGGCAACAGCUAUCUAGUUUCAAGCUUGAGUGAAACACAGGUUAGCAUGCUUGCAGAUUUGAAAGACUACGGAUUGGUGUAUCAGAGAGUCGACACGUCUAGUCGUUUUUACCCCACACGACUUGCAACGACCUUGACCUCGGAUUCAUCAGCGCUAAAGACCCCUUCUAUGGCUGUUGAACAAGUCUUGGAUAAAAGCGAGGGAGACGCUAUGUUAUCAUCGCCAAAUACGCGAGAAUCAAUUAUCAUUGAAACAAACUUUAAGUUGUACGCCUAUACUCAAUCGCCCUUGGAAAUUGCCAUUUUGAACCUAUUUGUACAAUUGAAGACAAGGUUCUCCAAUAUGGUAUGUGGCCAAAUAACCAGAGAAUCGAUACGUAACGCAUUAUACAAUGGAAUAACAGCUGAUCAAAUCAUCAAGUUUUUGGAAAUGCAUGCCCACCCUCAAAUGUUGUUGCUUGCAAAAGAGAAACUAGAUAAAAAGUUGGAAUUCGAUGCGAGCCACAAUAUUAACACUGCAGGGGGAGCCCCUCAAAGUAAAGCAGAUGGAUCUGUAUCACAACAACAUAAAUUGGAAGUGCUCCCUCCUAAUGUCGUUGACCAAAUCAAAUUAUGGCAAUUGGAAUUGGAUAGAAUACAAACAUUUGACGGAUACUUGUUCAAAGAUUUUGCAAAUCAACAAGAGUUUGAAAUUUUGUCAAACUACGCAACCGAAUUAGGAGUACUAAUUUGGUCUGACAAAAUAAAGAAGAAAUUUUUUGUAACUAAAGAUGGUAUGUCCCAAGUUGCCGAUUUUGCAAAUAGAAAAUUGCGAUGA
Lodderomyces oxycetoniae is the source of this 1515-nucleotide messenger RNA. Its product is annotated as TFIIH/NER complex subunit. Gene Ontology annotation, biological process: nucleotide-excision repair. The record is from RefSeq and is a predicted model, not a curated record. Gene Ontology annotation, cellular component: transcription factor TFIIH holo complex; transcription factor TFIIH core complex. The coding region runs from base 1 to 1515 and encodes 504 amino acids. The transcript has a single exon. Gene Ontology annotation, molecular function: double-stranded DNA binding; ATPase activator activity. Lineage: Eukaryota; Fungi; Ascomycota; Pichiomycetes; Serinales; Debaryomycetaceae.